GCAUGGCUUUGUGUUUACUAGCUUAUAUAAAUAACGUUAGCAUAUUUUAGCUAGCUAUAAGACGGAGGAGGUAGCGCUGCUAUAACCAAAACGAGCAUUCUCCCCGGAAGUGGGUGGUGCAUGCAAAUAGUUUUAUGCUAACGUUAGUUAGUUAGCUAUAUAGUAGCAGCAACAGCUGGUUGCUAGUUGAUUUUCUUGCCAAGCAAAUUGAAAACUGGCCAUUACGAUACUGGUAAUGGUUCGAUAUGACAAACCGCAACAUUCUGGUUAACAUUAGGUAGCUAGCUAGGGAACGUUAAACACAAAACGUUUUGAAGGGCUUAGUUUUGGUGUUUCCUGUGCCCUAUGAUCUAAAUCAGAUUUUCUGUCUGGAUAUAGGGGCUGAAGGAGGAUGGCGGUGUGGAUCCAGGCCCAGCAGUUGCAGGGGGAUGCGCUGCACCAGAUGCAGUCUCUCUACGGACAGCACUUCCCCAUAGAGGUGCGUCACUACCUGGCCCAGUGGAUCGAGGGGCAGCUCUGGGAUUCUGUGGAGCUGGAGAACCCCCAGGAUGAGCUGAAGGCCAAGCGUCUGCUGGACAGCCUGGUGCAGGAGCUGCAGAGGAAGGCCGAGCACCAAGUGGGGGAGGACGGCUUCCUGCUCAAGAUCAAACUGGGACACUACGCCAGCCAGCUCAAGAGCACGUAUGACCGCUGUCCUCUUGAGCUGGUGCGCUGCAUCAAGCACAUCCUUCACUCGGAGCAGAGGCUGGUGCAGGAGGCCAACAACGCCGUCGGGAGUGGCGGUGGGGGUGGGACCAUGGACAGCCUGUCCCAGAGGCACCAGCAGAUCAACCAGACGUUUGAGGAGCUGCGUGUGUCCACGCAGGAGACUGAGAACGAGCUGCGCAAGCUGCAGCACAACCAGGAGUAUUUCAUCAUCCAGUACCAGGAGAACCUGCGCAUCCAGGCCCAGUUGAGCAGUCUGUCAGCUGUGCCGGCAGAAGAGCGAACCCAGAGGGAGACCAGCCUGCAGGCCAAGAGAGCCACUGUGGAGGCUUGGCUCACCAGGGAGGCCAACACACUGCAGAAAUACAGACUGGACCUGGCGGAGAAGCACCAGAAGACUCUGGGCCAGCUGAGGAAGCAGCAGACGCUGAUCCUGGAUGAGGAGCUGAUCCAGUGGAAGAGACGUCAGCAGCUGGCCGGCAACGGGGGACCCACUGAGGGGGGACUGGAUGUCUUGCAGUCCUGGUGUGAAAAGCUAGCGGACCUGAUCUGGCAGAACCGGCAGCAGAUCCGGCGGGCCGAACACCUGACCCAGCAGCUACCUCUGCCUGGCCCAAUGGAGGAGCUGCUCACCAAGCUCAACUCUGACAUCACCGACAUCAUCUCCGCUCUCGUCACCAGUACGUUUAUCAUCGAGAAGCAGCCCCCCCAGGUGCUGAAGACCCAGACUAAGUUUGCGGCGACUGUGCGCCUACUGGUGGGCGGGAAGCUCAACGUGCACAUGAACCCCCCGCAGGUCAAGGCAGUCAUCGUCAGCGAGCAGCAGGCCAAGGCCCUUCUCAAGAAUGAGAGCACCCGCAAUGACAGCAGUGGAGAAAUUCUCAACAACAACUGUGUGAUGGAAUACCACCGGACCACAGGAACCCUGAGUGCUCACUUCAGGAACAUGUCCCUGAAGCGGAUCAAGCGGUCGGACCGUCGCGGGGCAGAGUCGGUCACAGAGGAGAAGUUCACUGUCAUGUUUGAGUCUCAGUUCAGCGUGGGGGGCAACGAGCUGGUCUUCCACGUCAAGACAUUAUCUCUCCCCGUCGUGGUGAUAGUUCACGGUAGUCAAGACAACAACGCCACGGCAACGGUCCUGUGGGACAACGCUUUUGCAGAGCCGGGCAGGGUGCCAUUCGUCGUUCCUGACAAGGUGCUGUGGCCCCAGCUGUGUGAAGCCCUAGACAUGAAAUACAAGGCAGAGAUGCACAGUGCCCGCGGCCUCUGCGACGACAACCUGGUCUUCCUGGCCCAGAAGGCAUUCAGCAGCGCCAGCAUAAACCAAGAAGACUACCGCAACAUGACCAUGUCCUGGGCCCAGUUCAACCGGGAGAGCUUGCCAGGGAGGAACUUCACUUUCUGGCAGUGGUUUGACGGAGUCAUGGAGCUCAUGAAGAAACACCUGAAGCCCCACUGGAAUGACGGGGCGAUAUUGGGCUUUGUGAAUAAACAGCAGGCCCAGGACAUGCUGAUGUCCAAGCCCAACGGGACCUUCCUGCUCCGCUUCAGUGACUCUGAGAUCGGGGGCAUCACCAUCGCCUGGGUGGCAGAGAACCCUAACAAAGCGGGGGAGAGGCUGGUGUGGAACCUCAUGCCGUACACCACCAAAGACUUUUCCAUCCACUCACUAGCCGACCGCAUCAGUGACCUCAACCACCUUAUGUUCCUCUAUCCCGACCGGCCCAAGGACGAGGUGUUCUCCAAGUACUACACCCCUCCCCUCUCAAAAGCAGUGGAUGGCUACGUCAAACCACAGAUCAAGCAGGUUGUGCCAGAAUUCACUACUCCCAACCCUGAGCCGUCCAGUGGGAACCCCACCUACAUGGACCAGGCACCCUCCCCGUCAGUGGCUCACCCCAUCAACUUUGCAAUUUUCCCUCCCAUCAGAAGUGACCCCAUGAUGGACGCAGAUGGAGAGUUUGACCUGGAAGACACCAUGGAUGUGGCCCGACACGUGGAGGAACUUCUGCGGCGGCCCAUGGCCAACCAGUGGGACGGCCAACAGUCCUGAACAAGGGUCAAGAGCAAGCACCCAGAAAACAUCCAAUGGUUUUGGUCCCAUUGCCUAUUUUUUUUUUUUGUCAAUUCUCAAAGGUAAAAUGUAAUAUUUGACAGUUCUUGGAUUAUUUUCUGAUCUUCUUGAUGUGGCAAUUGAUUAUUUGAAAGAAAUAACUAAUUGUACCUGAAGAAAAAGCACAGUUGAAAAGGUUUGUUUGGAAGUAAGUACUGAGAAAAAUGUAGAAAUGUGUGUUACUACAAUAUACAGCAAUAUUUUUACAAAAAUGUUUAGCUAUGCUGCUUAUGGCCAUCCUCCGAAAAUGUUUAAAGAGCAGGAAGGCCUGCACACUGUUUUUAUGCUCCCAAUUCACAGCUUUAUUGACAACGUUUCGAUCCGAACCAGUCAAACAAGGUCAGGUCAAACAAAUGGAGUGCUCACAUCCGAAAAUGUACACGUUUCACCUCACAUGACCAUGACACAUGGUGGGUGUGGAAACAAUUCAAUUAACUUUCUCACAGUUAAUCCGAGGUACAUGUGGUCCUAAAGGAUUAUAGUCAUACAAAUAGGGCUGAGUUAACCUAGGCAACUUUUUUUUUUUUUUAAGGCCAUAGAUAUAAUUAGUGUUCCUUUUCAAAAACCAACUUGUGUACCUCUAAUAAUUUAGAUAUCAAUGAGAUGGGCACGUGUAGUAGUCUUCGAAUAUAUAAUAUGUACAAAAUGACCAAGUGGAGACCUGGCCGUCAAGACAAAUCAACGUAACAUAUUUAUGUAAAAAAUAGUCUAUCAAAUUCUUUGUUCAUAGCUUUAGGAGACAUGGUGGACAAACGGGGAAUCCAAUGCGAUUCUCUUCUCAGUAAUAGAUUAACAGUACCCCACCCCCCAAGUAGCCUUAACAUGUUCAAUACCCGUUUAUCUCAGAGAGCUGUUGUGACGAGCCUCUGUGAAACGUGCAGCCACAGUUUCUCUGAUCAAGAGUCCUGAUAUUUCUCUUGUGUUCUAUGUUUUCACAGCUCGUUUCAUUUUUCCUUCAUGGCAUAGACCACAAAUGCACUUGAUCAGGUAUACCAUUUUUUGGUUUGUAUAACACGUGAUACACUUAAUCUUAAUGGCCUUGCCUGUGAUGGGUUGAUUGAAAGUUGUGCAUUUGUUCUUAGUCACACUGGGUACAUCGGCCACAUCUGUAAUUACUGUCCGGCACGUUAUCUAGGAGGGUGCUACGUGGCAUCGGUGGGAAGGGAUGGUUUGGGAGUGAAGCUAGGUCAUGUUUUUCUAACGGUCCCGUGCGUCAUACAGCCAAUCUUCUGGUAACGGUAACGGCAGGAAGCCUAGUGGUUAGAGCGUUGAGCCAGUUACCAAAAGGUUGCUAGAUUGAAUCUCCCCGCCGACAAGGUAAAAAUAUGUUGUUCUACCACUGAGAAAGGCAGUUAACCCACUGUUCCCCGAGUUCCGAAGACCUGGAUGUUGAUUUAAGUUUGAUUUUUAAAUGCGGGAGACGCAUUUCAGUUGAAGGCAUUCAGUUGUUCAACUGACUAGGUAUCCCCUUUCCCUGUUUGAAGCGUUCAUACAGACAGUGCACUUGAUUGUACUACAGAUCCUGCUUAUACAACUGUAUUGGGUGAUAGGGAGGCUCUUUUUCAGGGAAACGGUACUUUUACUCUUCAGGUUGGUAUCGUCAAAGAGAGGCGCUAUAGUCAAAGUACACCGCAAUUUCUUUAAAUGCUCAGUGCUCUAUUUGUUUCCAAAGGUUUGGAAUGUAACUAUUAAAUUAUUUGAAUCUUGCGUCUCUACACCGUUUAAAUUCAAAAUCAACAUAACAAAAUUGCCAUUCAGAAUGAAUUAUGUUUGAAGUAGAUUCCACCGUUGAGUAUUUGAAAUACGAUAGUACAGUAUUUUGACCCUUUGCCUCCUCAAAAUGGGGCCCUUGGUUUGAAACGCCAUGUGCUGUGUACAUUCUGCCUCACAUUACAUGCGUAAUAAUACAUGUACAGUAUCUUCUGCCUUUGAAUGUCAAGUUUAAUAGCCUUAAUUCAAACUCCUCUUGCUUCUUAUUACACUGAACUAGUUUCACUUAGUGUAUCAGUUUAUUUUUCGAAACAAAUUAACUGUUAACUAGUAACUUAACUAUUGAAUUGCUACUCAAAUUCAUCAGACUACAUUAUAAACUCAGCGAUAACCAAUGACCCACUCUCUUUUUGCUUGAUUUAAUUUAGUAUGAAUUAAAAACAAAACAUAAAAUUGACCUUUUGCCCAGAUCAUACCUUGUUGUUUAAGAUGUUAAUGUUAAGUGUUACCCAUUCACUGAAAAUAUAAAUUUUGAAUGGGCUGUGUGAUCAUGUAUUGAUAUUUCUUUUGACUGUAUGCAAUCAUGUUUUUUGUUAAAUAUAUUUGCAGGCACGCCACCCCUGUUCCUGACACUUAGCUACCCACUCUUUAUCUCAAGUACCACAUACAGCUACUACCUUAUUUGCCUAUUCAGAAGUACUUGCGCAGUAUCGUAGCUUCUCUCCUUCUCUUUCUGUGCCUUAAGACACUGACCACGAUUGUGAAGUGGCAACAUCAAUGUCCAGGCAAGAGAUUGUAUAACCACCUACCUUUAGUAUGCUCUCCCUUGCCUUUACAGCACUGCAUUCUGCAGGGCAUGGGCAUUGUUGUGGAGUGUAGAUUUAAAAAAAAAAAAUAUAUAUAUAUAUAUAUAUAUAUAUAUAUAUAUAUACACACACACACACACACACAGUGCCUUGCAAAAGUAGACAUCCCCCUUGGCGUUUUGCCUAUUUUGUUGCAUUACAACCUGUAUUUUAAAUUGAUAUUUAUUUGAAUUUCAUGUAAUGGACGUACACAAAAUAGUCUAAAUUGGUGAAGUGAAAUUUAAAAAAAAAUGUGUCAGAUAGAUAGAUAUAGAUAUAUAUAUGAUAGAUUUGCUAUGAAGCCCCUAAAUAAAAUCUGAUGCAACCAAUUACCUUCAGAAGUCACAAUUAAAGUCCACCUCUGUGCAAUCUAAGUGUCACGUGAUCUCGGUGUAUGUGUAUAUAUAUAUAUAUACACACACACACACACACACCUGUUCUGAAAGGCCCCAGAGUCUGCAACACCAUUAAGCAAGGGGCACCAGCAAGCAAGCGGCACCAUGAAAACCUCAAUCGAAACAGGUCAAGAACAAAGUUGUGAAGUACAGAUCAGGGUUCAGUUGUGAAAAAAAGAAAUAUAUAAAACUUUGAACAUCCCACGGAGCACCAUUUACCACCAGGCAAGGAGGGCAUUAAUCAGAGAGGCAACAAAGAGCACAAAGAUAACCCUGAAGGAGCUGCAAAGCUACACAACGGAGAUUGGAGUAUCUGUCCAUAGGACCACUUUAAGCCGUACACUCCACAGAGCUGUUCUUUACGGGAGAGUGGCCAGAAAAAUAAGCAAACAUGUUUGAUGUUCGCCAAAAGGCAUGUGGGAGACUCCCCAAACAUAUGGAAGAAGGUACUCUGGUCAGAUGAGACUAAAAUUGAGCUUUUUGGCGCAAACCCAACACCCGUCAUCACCCUGAGAACACCAUCCCCACAGUGAAGCAUGGUGGUUGCAGCAUCAUGCUGUGGGGAUGUUUUUCACCGGCAGGGACUGGGAAACUGGUCAUAAUUGAAGGAAUAAUGGAUGACGCUAAAUACAGGGAAAUUCUUGAGAGAAACCUGUUUGUCUUCCAGAGAUUUGAGACUGGGACAGAUCUCCACCUUCCAGCAGGACCCUGAGCAUACGCUAAAGCAACACUCAAGUUGUUUUAAGGGGAAACAUUUUAAAUGUCUUUGAAUGGCCUAGUCAAAGCCCAGACCUCAAUCCAAUUGGGAAUCUGUGGUAUGACUUAAAGAUUGCUGUACACCAGCGGAACCCAUCAAACUUGAAGGAGCUGGAGCAGUUUUGCCUAGAAAAUUGGGCAAAAAUCCCAGUGGCUAGAUGUGCCAAGCUUAUUGAGACAUACCAGAAGAGACUUCCAGCUGUAGUUGCUACAAAAGGUGGCUCUACAAAGUAUUGACUGGGGGGUGAAUAGUUGUCUUUUUUUUCUUAUUUCUUGCUUGUUUCACAAUAAAACAUAUUUUGCAUCUUCAAGGUGGUAGGCAUGUUGUGGAACUCAAAUGAUACAAACUGCCCAAAAAUAUUUUUUAAUUCCCGGGUCUAAGGCAAAAAAUAUGAAAAAUGCCCAGGGGGGUGAAUACUUUUGCAAACCACUAUGUUAUGAAGAACACCCAAGCCUCUGACAUGGUAGAAUUACGUAAUAAGGCCUGGGGGGGGGGGGGGGGGGGGUGUGUAUUGCCCAUAUACCACAGCUAAGUGCUAUUCUUGUGUACGCCGCAAUGCACAGUGCCUGGAUACAGCCCUUAGCCUUGGCAUAUUAGCCAUAUACCACAACCCCCUGAGGUGCCUUAUUGCUUUUAUAAACUGAUUGCCAAUGUGAAUAGAGAACUAAAAAUGUUAUUUCCAUACCCGUGGUAUACGGUCUAAUAUACCACGGCUGUCUAUCAGCAUUCAGGGCUCGAACCACCCAGGUUAUAAUAAUGAAUCACAUGAACUCUGACGUUUCUGUCAGUGACGUACCAGGUUUGCCUACUGAACGUAGCCCAGGUUUAACCCCUUAUUACCCUCCCCAUUGAUCAUAGUAGUGAAUUAUGUUGCUAGUCUCAGGAAAAGAUACUUUGUAGUGUUCAUCCCAGAGAAUUUGAGGUGACCACACCUUAGGAAGAGAUGAAAUAGUGCCUACCUGUCUAAAUUUACUGCAUGUAUUCAGAGCUAGCUAUUUUCUUGUGCUAUUUUACCACCAUAAUGCUAUAAAUUAAAGUUUACUAACAAAUGUCAAAUGGGUAGCGUGGAUAUGAGCUUUUUCACUCACAACACCAUUUGUUUUGUUGCUUUGCUUAAGUCUAUUUUCUCAGCAUUUUUGUUUUUUUUCUUGUUCAAGUCCAGACGUAUAUGGGAAAGUACUGUACAAAUUGUCCUUUUUAUUUGUAAUUCACCUGUAUUUCUUAACUGUGUGGGUUUUAGUCUUGAAUAUCUGGGUUGUAAUUACACAAAGCAGAACCAAGAAAUCAGAAAGCUAACUUUGAUUAACAGAGAAAUAACUUUUC
Oncorhynchus kisutch (coho salmon) is the source of this 7848-nucleotide messenger RNA. RefSeq names its product signal transducer and activator of transcription 5B. Lineage: Eukaryota; Metazoa; Chordata; Actinopteri; Salmoniformes; Salmonidae. The coding region runs from base 392 to 2758 and encodes 788 amino acids. The record is from RefSeq and is a predicted model, not a curated record. The transcript has 19 exons. Gene Ontology annotation, biological process: signal transduction; regulation of DNA-templated transcription. Gene Ontology annotation, molecular function: DNA binding; DNA-binding transcription factor activity.